Epinephelus fuscoguttatus (brown-marbled grouper) is the source of this 1562-nucleotide messenger RNA. RefSeq lists its product as uncharacterized. The coding region runs from base 114 to 1145 and encodes 343 amino acids. The transcript has 3 exons. Gene Ontology annotation, molecular function: catalytic activity. Lineage: Eukaryota; Metazoa; Chordata; Actinopteri; Perciformes; Serranidae. The record is from RefSeq and is a predicted model, not a curated record.
UCAAGCGGCAGGAAGUUGGAGUCAUGAGCCGAUGCAGUUCUGGUUUUGAGUGUUUUCCAUUUUCUUUUAGUGCAUUUUAAAUGUGCCGGUUUCGUUUCUGUGUGCUCUGACGGAUGUGGCGAGGCGGGGCCGCUGUCUCUGCACUGACCGCUGUGUGUGCUUAUUACGCGACCUUUUACUACUCGCCGAGAGAAGCAGAAAACAGAAUGUCCUCCACUCUGUCCCGUCAUGUGAUCUGGGAGUCAGAGGGGCUGGUAGCCUACCUCCACCCUCGGCCCUGGACCCCAGGCUCUGUUAUCCUGGAGCACAGCACACCUGGCAGGGUUGGAGGCAGCAUCUUCCACCUGGAGAAGCAGGAGUACUUAUCCUGGCUGUUGGGGGCGAGAGCGGUAGCAGAGCUGCUAUGUGACAGGUUGGGUGUACGGAGGUGUGCGCUGGUCAGCAGGCCCCACAGAGACACACCGGCCCAGAUUCGUAUCCUCCCUCUACAUGGUCUAGAUGCAGAGUGGCGGCCUCACUUGGCAGGAGACGAGGAGCACAAUGCCCAGGACCCAGGGUACUGCACCUCCAAGACCGCUCCCCGAUGGAGUGACUCCAGCCUAACUGAAAUCCAAAGCAAGAUUCGAGCCAAGCUCCCAUCGCCAGACGCUCCGCCCAAUCUGACUUUCCUGGGGGACGAUCCAGCUCACCCUGGCCUGUUUUCACGCAUCGUUCGUGGGGAGGAGCAGCAGUGGCGGGUGUGGGAAGACGAAGGUCAUGUGGCCUUUCUCACUCCAUUCCCGAACUCACCUGGCUUUACUGUGCUGGUCCCACGCCGACCUUUGACCUCUGAUAUAUUCAGACUGGAAAAAGAGGACUAUGAGGGACUGGUGCUGGCAACCCUGAAGGCGUCGAGGCUUCUUGAAGGGGGUUUGGGGGCCUGGGGGGUGGGGCUUAUCUUUGAGGGUUUUGAGAUUGACUAUGCUCACGCCAAGUUGAUACCACUGUUCCUACCCUCAUCAUCAGGGACAGCAGAUGGUGGCACUAAACCACCACCACCUCCCCAGUUUUACCCCACUUAUCCUGGUUAUGUGACCUCAGAAGAUGGACCUGAAGCCAGCCCUGAGAGUCUGAAGGAACUACACAUGAAAAUUACACAGAUUUAAUACUGUUAGUUUGAUUCCUACUCAUGUGCUUAACUCCUAAUAGUUACUUUUAGCUGUGAGAAGAAUGAUUCGGUGCCUUAAUUAGGAUUUAGCAAGAAGUGUGUCAAGUAACAGAAACACCUUCAGAAUUAAAUGUCAUUCCACAAAGACUGUUUCACGUAGCCAUUGCAAUCAUUUUCACUGUCAGAAUCAGUAAUGUACCCCAUUUUGUCUUUUACAGGGUCGCUGCUUUGCACCAGCCCACUUUAUCUGUUGGAAUUAAGUUUGAAAAUUAACCAAAAAAUGAUUAAACAAACUGCCAUUGUGAAACACAGUAUUGUGACAUGAAUCUCCAGUCUGUCUUACAGUGACGACUACUGUUGCUGCUGUAUAACCUUUGAUUUUCUUGGUAAAUAAUAAAUUCAACUCUCCUAUUUG